This is a messenger RNA of Myxocyprinus asiaticus (Chinese sucker), 4353 nucleotides long. RefSeq names its product nucleoredoxin-like protein 1. The record is from RefSeq and is a predicted model, not a curated record. The transcript is spliced from 3 exons. Gene Ontology annotation, biological process: photoreceptor cell maintenance. Bases 231 to 890 code for a protein of 219 amino acids. Gene Ontology annotation, cellular component: mitochondrion. NCBI's taxonomy places the organism in Eukaryota, Metazoa, Chordata, Actinopteri, Cypriniformes, Catostomidae.
CUGCUUGCUACAUCCAUACAGAUAAACAGUUCACUUUAUCUCUGAACAUACAUCGACAGAAUGAUACUAGACACUGUCUGCUGUUCGGAUUUAACCAUGUAAUCUCUGAACGGGGUGAAAGUGACGAGACGCAACAACACCGUCAAGAUCCAGAAAGUGAAGCUCAUGGUCAGUUCACUUGUGAUCGACACACUCUUUUCUGAGGACAGCAACACACUUGAGAUCCUGUCAUGGUAGACCUGUUCUUGGGGAAGGUUUUGGUGAAGAACAAUAAAGACAAAGAUGAGCUGGACACCGAGCGCGAGAUCAUCCUGCGUCUUCAGAACCGGAUCCUCAUGCUGUUCUUUGGCUCUGGUGAAUGUGAGAAGUGUCAGGACUUUGCCCCGAUGCUCAAAGACUUCUAUAAGAAACUAACGGAUGAGUUUUACGUAGAGCGCUCGGCGCAGCUCGUUCUGUUGUACAUCUCUCUGGACUCAUCGGAGGAGCAGCAGGAGAAGUUCCUGAAAGAGCUGCCCAAGCGCUGCCUGUUUCUACCCUACGAAGACACCUACAGGAAGGAGCUGGGCGUGAUGUUUGAAGUGCAAGACUUGCCCACCGUGGUGGUGUUGCGUCCAGACUGCUCGAUCCUCUCUCCAAACGCUGUGACAGAAAUCUCCACGCUUGGGCCGGACUGCUACCGCAACUGGCAGGAAGGGGCAGAGCUCAUCGAUAGGAACUUCAUGAUGAAUGAGGAAUUUGACGAGAGCAAAAUGCGCAGCAUGACAGAUCCCAUCCGAAGACUCAAAUAUAAGGUGGAGGACAAGAAGAAGGAAAAGAAGAAAGAGAUGAGUGCAGAAGAUGACAAUGAUGAUGAAAACGAUGGAGGGGGAGGGGGCGGGCCUUGGGGCUGAUCUGCCUCAUCCUGAUUGGCUGACUGAUGCUCCACUGACAUUAGUGAUCUGGUAUGCUGUAGACAGUUGUGGAAAGUCAUAGAAUUGAACAGAUAAAGUUGGAGCAUUUAAAAAGUAAGUUGGAAUACCCUAAGCUGUUUUUGAAAUUAAAUGUUGAGUGUGGAGUUCGGGUGUGAAAAUACUUCUUGCAAUGUAGUGUUCUCCAGACCAAUGGAGGAAACAAGAAGAGCAAAGUUCUCAGUUCCGUAAUGCGAUUACAUUUUUGCUUCUUGCAUAAUAUUUUUUAUAUUUCUGGGAUUAUAGGUGUAAACUCAUAAACUGCAUAUAGAUGCUUGGUCUGACUUGUACAGUACAUGCAUAUGCAAUUUACAUGUUAUUUUUUAACACCUGCUUUUAUCAACAUUUUAAUUACUAAUCGUCUACGUCUUUCGGCUGCACCCGUUAGGGUCGCCAAAACAGACCAUCCGUGAUCCGCAUAUUUGACUUGGCACAGGUUUCUUUUACGCCGAAUGCCCUUCCUGACACAACCCCCGGUGGCUGGGGUACUCUCAACAUUUUAAUUACUAAUAAACUAUGAAAUUACUAAUACAAGUUUUUCUUGAGUGUUUUUAAUUCAGAAUGUAAUUUUGUUUAAAAAGAGUUCUUUCAGUUUUCCAUAAUUUCCCAGAUAAAUAGGGUACUAUCAUUGUACAGAAUUUCAAAGACAAAGUGAAGUAUGCAUAUAUAUAUACAGCUCUGGAAAAAAAUUAAGAGACCACUCCAAAUUUUUCUUAAAUCAACAUCUCUACAUGUAUGACAGCCAUUCCACUCCAGUGUCUGUUUAAUUCCAACACAAUCACACCUCAUUCUACUUAAUGGGGUACUAAUUAGGUGAUCACUUGAACCAAAUCUUAUUUAACGAGGAAAAGUAUAAAAAAACACUGCAGUGGUCAUCACUAUCCUCUUGCAGUUGGACCAGCUGGAUGGCAAAAAUAGUGCUAGUAGUACCUCAAAAGUAAUUGGAAUAAAAAAAUAACUACUGACCAUGCCAAAAGAGUUGAAAAGAAAAGUUUUCAGUGUGGAAAAGAAGGGUUCAAUUCUGGCUUUACUGGCAGAGGGAUACAGCGAGCAUCAGGUUGGUUCCAUCCUUGAAAUUUCAAAAACGCCAGUUCAUAAGAACAAGGUCAAGCAGCAGACAUUGGGGAAAACAAAUCUACAGACUGGCAGAGGGCAAAAAUGACUCUCCACUGAACGGGAUGACCGCCAACUUAUUAGAAUGUCACUCAACAACCGUAGGAUGACAUCAAGUGACCUACAAAAAGAAUGGCAAACGGCAGCUGGGGUGAAUUACACGGCGAGGACGGUUCAAAACCGGCUCCUAGGGGCAGGGCUGAAGUUGUGCAAAGCUAGAAAAAAGCCCUUCAUCAAUGAGAAGCAAAGAAGAGCCAGGCUGAGGUUUGCAAAAGUCCAUAAGGAUUGGACCAUAGAGGACUGGAGUAAGGUCAACUUCUCUGAUGAGUCCAAUUUUCAGCUUUGCCCAAAACCUGGUCUUCUAAUGGUUAGACGGAGACCUAGAGAGGCCUACAAGGGGAUUGUUGGAUUGUUUUUUCAAGCAGGACAAUGCUCCAUGCCACACAGCCAGGUCAAUCAAGGUGUGGAUGGAGGAGCACCAGAUCAAGACCCUGUCAUGGCCAGCCCAAUCUCCAGACCUGAACCACAUUGAAAACCUCUGGAAUGUGAUCAAGAGGAAGAUGGAUGGUCACAAGCCAUCAAACAAAGCCGAGCUGCUUGAAUUUUUGCACCAGGAGUGGCAUAAAGUCACCCAACAGCAAUGUGAAAGACUGGUAGAGAGCUUGCCAAGACGCAUAAAUGCUGUGAUUGAAAAGCAGGGUUAUUCCACCAAAUAUUGAUUUCUGAACUCUUCAUAAGUUAAAACAUUAGUAUUGUGAUAUUUAAAAAUGAAUAUGAACUUGUUUUCAUUGCAUUAUUAUGAUUUAAUACAGCCAAAUAAAAAUAUUUUUAUUUGGAAUUUGGGAGAAAUGUUGUCAUUAGUUUAUAGAAUAAAACAAAAAUGUUCAUUUUACUCAAACACAUACCUAUAAAGAGUAAAUCCAGAGAAACUGAUCAUUUUGCAGUGAUCUCUUAAUGUUUUCCAUAUAUAUUUAUAAUCCAAUAGAAUAAUAAACCAUCUACGGCCAAAAUGUCCAUUUUACAGUGAAUUUUCUGGCGUCACGUCCUUGCACUUCUCUUCUUGAGUUCUCUGUCAUCCCUGUAAUAAUCACUGUUUGCUGUCUUCCCAACCUUGCGCUCAUUCGAUCAUUUAAUAUCAUAAAACUGUGUAAUAUGCGACGCAUGUCUGAGGCGGUUUCACUUGUCCUGGAAUUAGUUGUCGUCCGAAAUGUAUAAUUUACCUUUUUUUUUUUUAGUUAAGUGGGUUGAGACAUCGCUUUGUACUUAAGAAAUUGAUUAGGGCUGCAUAAAAAGCGGUGGCAUUUUAAAUACUUCGAAAUAAAUGUGAAACUUUAAGGUAAACUUGAAAUUAAUUAUUUUAUACUGUCUGCUGAAGAAAGAAUAACAUUAAAAAUGUGCAUUUCCUUACGCUCCAGUCAGUAGUUUGCCAUCUAAUUGGAACUGGAAGUGAUAUAUAAGCAAACAACUGAACUAAAGAAUGUAUAUGAUUAUAUGAUUAUCUGAAACUGAUUCACUGAUUUGCAAAGGCGAAAUGAAAGGUUCCUGAGAUCCCAUUUAUCAACAUUGUGUACCGACAGUUGUUCCCAGUGAGGCAACAGCCUCCUUGAAGUCCAUAAAAAAACAUAUGUUCAGUGAAGAUUUCUCAAAUACUAGAUCAAAACUGUACUUUCAUUGUUUCAUAAUGGAAUGUGUAAGUUUUUGGACCCAUCAAUACGUUCUGAUUCUUGGCCAGAUGUUAAAUUCUGAGAGAUGCGCCACGUAGUAAAGAAGAAACAUGUUUACAAUAUAUAGACUGUUGUGGGAGGUCUUUACAUUUUCCAAAAAAAAAAAAAAAAAAAAAAAAGAGUAAAAGUGAAACUCCGAUUCUCCGAACGAAGCGACAAGAUAAGGACGUGCGGGCUUCUUCUCUGUGCCAUGCUUCGACGGGAUUGGUUGCUUGUCUUGGUGCUCUGGGGCCGGUAGCACCAGCGAUACGUAAGUUACAACUUAGCGUUGUUGUGGUGUAAAUGGGCACUAAAUCACAAUUUACGCACUACUAAAUAUGUGAGCGUUGCACCAUUACCCUUAGGUAGAACAUAACCCUACACAUAUGUUUGUAAUUACAAAAUGUUUCAUUUAUUGACAUUUAAAGACUUGUGAAUUAAAUAUUAGUAAAACCUGAUUAAGGAACUGCAUACCAGGGUUAUUAUAGUUUUUGAUUUUCAAUUUAGUUUUUAUUUCUAUUUUAUAUUCAAAUUGUGAUUCCAGUUUAGUUUUCGUUAUUUUUCACACUUUGUCAGUUCAAGUUUUUGGU